UGGGCAGGGCAGGGAAGCCGACCUGAGCACACGGCAGCCCGCGUGUGCCCAGGGCCGGAAUGCCGCGAGGGCCCCUUUCCCGUCCGCGGGGUGGUCUGUGUCGCCCGGCCCCCUGGCUCUCUGCUGGCGUCUUCUGCCUCUGCCUCACAUUCUUGUUGGGCCAGGUGGGCUUGCUGCAGGGACACCCCCAAUGUCUAGAUUACGGGCCCCCCCUCCAGCCUCCUCUGCCCCUCGAGUUUUGCUCCGACUACGAGUCCUUUGGCUGCUGUGACCAGCACAAGGACCGCCGCAUUGCUGCCCGGUACCGGGACAUUCUGGAACACUUGGAUGUGAAGAGCCGUGAGCUGUGUGGAGGCUACGUCAAAGACGUCCUCUGUCAGGUGUGCUCGCCCCGCGCCGCGCACCUGUCCGCCGCCGAGGACCCCCGGCCCGGCCUGUGCGCCGCCUCCCUGCUGGCCGGCGACCGCGGCCGGGACGGCGCCACCUCCUGCCACCGGCUGCGCCCCCGGGACCGCGACUGCCGCUUCCCCGAGGCGCCGAGGAGCCCCCGCGUCGCCCGCGCCCGGGGGGCGGCGGCCACCGGCCCGGGGGGCUGCCUGCGGCUGUGCCUGGCCGAGGCGGCCUCCGGGCUGCGCAACCCCGUGUGCAUGGUCCACGCCGGGGACGGCAGCCACCGCCGCUUCGUGGCCGAGCAGGUGGGCGCCGUGUGGGUCUACCUGCCCGACGGCAGCCGCCUGCCGCGGCCCUUCCUGGACCUCAGGGACGCGGUGCUGAGCCCCGCGCGCAUCCGGGACGAGCGCGGCCUCCUGGGCUUGGCUUUUCAUCCCAGAUUCCGCCGCAACCGCAAGUUCUACGUCUACUACUCGUGCCUGGGCGGGAAGAAGGUGGAAAAGAUCCGGAUUAGCGAGAUGAAGGCCUCCCGGGCCGAUCCCAACAGAGCCGACCCGAAAUCCGAGAGGGUCAUCCUGGAGAUAGGAGAACCAGCUUCAAAUCACAACGGCGGACAACUUCUUUUUGGCUUGGACGGCUACAUGUACAUAUUCACUGGGGAUGGAGGCCAGGCCGGGGACCCCUUUGGCAAGUUUGGAAACGCUCAGAACAAAAGCUCCCUGCUGGGAAAGGUGCUAAGGAUCGACGUGGACGGGGCAGGUGCGGGUGGCCAGCGGUACCGAGUCCCCUCGGACAACCCGUUCGUCUCUGAGCCUGGCGCCCACCCGGCCGUCUAUGCCUACGGGGUCAGAAACAUGUGGCGCUGCUCCGUGGACCGAGGGGACCCCGUCACACGCCAGGGCCGCGGCCGGAUGUUCUGUGGGGACGUGGGCCAGGACAAGUUUGAAGAAAUCGACCUCAUCGUUAAAGGCGGGAACUACGGCUGGAGGGCGAAGGAAGGGUUCGAAUGUUACGACCAGGAGCUUUGCCGCAACGCCUCUUUGGAUGACGUUCUGCCCAUCUACGCUUACAGUCACACGGUGGGGAAGUCGGUCACCGGAGGGUACGUCUACCGCGGGUGUGAGUCCCCGAACCUCAACGGCCUCUACAUCUUUGGGGACUUCAUGAGCGGUCGACUCAUGGCUUUGCGGGAAGAUAGAAAAGCCAAGACGUGGCGGAAGCGGGACAUCUGUGUGGGGGGUGCAGCCUGCGCCUUCCCGGGGCUGACCGGCACCCACGGCAAGUUCAUCACCUCCUUCGCCGAGGACGAAGCAGGGGAGCUGUAUUUCCUGGCCACCUCUUUCCCAAGCGCCUACGCGCCGCUCGGAUCUAUCUACAAGUUUGUGGACCCCGCAAGGCGAGCACCGCCAGGCAAGUGCAGAUACAAGCCGGUGCCCGUGAGAACCAAGAGCAGGCGGGUCCGGUUCAGGCCAGUAGCCGAGACAGUCUUGGACUUGCUAAAGGAGCAAUCGGAGAAGGCUGCUGGAAAACUGUCCAACGCAACCGUAGCUUCCAGCCCAGCCCAGGCUUCGUCCCAGAAAGGCUUGGCCAAGAAGCUGGCUUCGCCCACAAGCAGCAAGAAAACGUUGCGAGGGCCUGGCCCAACGAGGGGAGCCAGGGUGGGGUCCCGGCCCCAGGGGGAGAAGGGGAAGAGCCUGAAAGGGCACAGUGGCAGGACGAGGCAGCUGGCAGAAGUGUCCCUUGACCCUUUGCCUGAGGUGUCCUGCAGCGGGAGAGGAGCUACACCUCCCCAAGUGCACACCCCAGCUGGACGGGGACCGGAGCAGUCCGGGAAGCCGGGGUGGAGCAGGGGCAGGCAGAGGGCACUGGGCUUAGGGCCCUGUGGUUUUUUCUCUCCGGGAAAUCCUGCUGUCUCCUGAAUGACCCAAGGCACCCUGUCUACUCUGUAAACCCACUUGGAAUCCCCCCGGGGGUCUCAUGUUGCCUUGUGAAUGCCUAGGACCUGAGGUAAUAAAUCCACGUUUGCUCCUUGA
Molecule: messenger RNA, 2423 nt
Organism: Lemur catta (Ring-tailed lemur)
Lineage: Eukaryota; Metazoa; Chordata; Mammalia; Primates; Lemuridae
Gene: HHIPL2
Product: HHIP like 2
Source: RefSeq, a predicted model, not a curated record